AUGAUCCUCAGCGGCCGCCAGAUACUCGCCCGCCACAUCGUGCAAAACCUCCUUCACCAAACCCACCAACAACAACCCUGCGGCAUCGACCUUACCCUCCGCCAAAUCUCCGCAUGGAGCUCCCCGGCAACCAUAGACUUUGACAAUACGCACCGAAUUGCCGCAACCACAUCCCUCAUCCCAUUCCCUCCGGACAGCAAUGACAAAAUCAAGCUGGAGCCGGGCACGUAUCUAAUCGACUUCAAUGAAACAGUCCGCAUUCCUACCAAUUGUAUGGGCACUGUCUUUCCGCGCUCGUCGUUGUGGAGGUCUGGUGUGAGUGUUGUCGCUGGCGUGGUUGAUGCAGGCUACGAAGGCGCGAUGGGCGCGAUGAUGCAGGUGCUGAAUCCGUGUGGUGUGGUAUUGCAUCGAAAUGCGAAGGUGGCGCAGAUUGUGCUCGAGGAGAUGGCCGAAACGGUGGAGGGCUAUAAGGGGGUUUAUCAGAUGGCAAGGGAUAGUGUGGGACGGGAUGGUGUAUAG
Talaromyces amestolkiae is the source of this 519-nucleotide messenger RNA. RefSeq lists its product as uncharacterized. The transcript has a single exon. NCBI's taxonomy places the organism in Eukaryota, Fungi, Ascomycota, Eurotiomycetes, Eurotiales, Trichocomaceae. The record is from RefSeq and is a predicted model, not a curated record. Bases 1 to 519 code for a protein of 172 amino acids.